UUAACACCACAGAGAAAAAGUGAGGUUUUCUUCUCACCUAGCACACACUUUGCACAUACUAAAAUCAAGAAUUUCUGAGAGUUUUUCGAUUUUUGUCUUUCUUUUCAAUUUGAUUUCAACAAUAUUUUCUUUCCCCACCCCCCCCUCUGGAUCACCCCGCUUCUUUGAUCCCUUUCUGCGAACAAUCUGUCUUUCGAGUUUACAGGUUUGUUUUACUGGUUUGAUUUUCUUAUGAACAAAAAGCAAACUUAGAGCAAGAUUAUCAGAAAGCCAGGUGUUUUCAGAUCGAGAUCUUUUUAUUUUUAUUUUUUCUGAUUCGUUUCUUGGCUGUAUUUUACUUAGCCACAGGAUCUGAGAGGUUGUUUAUUUGUAGACCUCUUUUAAUCCGCUUUUCUAAGUCACAAAAAAAUCACCUUUUUUAUUGUUAAUAUUUUUCUGUAAAAACACAACCUGUGUUCUUUGAUUUUAUUAAGAAACAGGUAACUUUUUUUUUUCCACCCUAGUAUGGCAGUUGCAAUGGAUUUUUGGAGUAGCAGUGCGUCAGUUGUAGAUCCCUUUAGAGGUGGUGAAUUAAUGGAAGCACUUGAACCUUUUAUGAAAAGUGCUUCCUCCACUUCUCUUUCUCCUCCUUCCAAUCUACCUUCUUCCUCCUCCUCCUUUUCUUCUUCUCCUUCUACCUCCAGUUCUUAUCCCUUCAAUUCUUGCUAUUACCCAGUAGAGUCAAAUUUCCAGCCCAAUUUGAACUUGGAUAGUGGGAACUUUGUGUAUCAACAGCCUUGUUCAAUUGGGCUCAACCACCUUACCCAAGCCCAGAUCCAAGAAAUCCAAGCACGGAUCAAUCUCCAAAACCAGCAACAAAUGGUCUCAGGCCCAUUUAACACACAGGCCCAUAACAUGAACUUCUUGGGCCCAAAGCCUGUUCCCAUGAAACAAGUGGGCUCUCCUCCUAAGCCCACCAAGCUUUACAGAGGAGUGAGGCAGCGCCACUGGGGGAAGUGGGUCGCUGAGAUCCGUUUGCCAAAGAACCGCACCCGGCUUUGGCUUGGCACCUUCGACACGGCGGAGGAGGCGGCGUUGGCCUACGACAAGGCGGCGUAUAAGCUGCGUGGAGACUUUGCUAGGCUGAACUUCCCUCACCUCCGCCACAACGGAUCCCACAUCGGCGGCGAGUUUGGGGAGUACAAGCCCCUUCAUGCCUCCGUUGACGCCAAAUUGCAGUCUAUUUGCCAAAAUCUUGCAGAGGGCAAGAGCAUCGACUCCAAGAAGUCCAAAGGAAGGUCCAAAAAAUCGUCACCAGCCGUGGAGGCCCCUGCAGAGGAAAGUUCCACCAAGAAUGUUGUUGAACCUGCGUCCGAGAGUGAUGGGUCGGGUGGGUCAUCACCGGUCUCGGAUCUUACAUUCCUGGAGUUCACAGAGGAGGAUUCGCCGUGGGACAUGAAUUCACUGGAGAAAUACCCAUCAUAUGAAAUCGAUUGGUCGGCUUUAUAAAUCUAUUAUGUGUAGUAAUUUAUGUCGGUCUCUUUGUAAUUGUUGUGUAAUAGGUGUUUGUCUGUCCGUCUUAAGGUUGAGCUCCGGCAGUGGAGUUUUAGGCAAUUGCAGAACUUAACCUUACUAUUAUUAGUUUUGAUUCAGUUCAACUGGUUAGCUAUUUUUUUGUUUAUUUUAUUUUAUUUUAUUUUAUUUGGGGUUAAACGUUGCCUGCUUGAGAGAAAGAACUCUGAUUCAUGUUUCCUU
Messenger RNA from Olea europaea var. sylvestris, 1734 nucleotides. RefSeq names its product ethylene-responsive transcription factor RAP2-4-like. Gene Ontology annotation, molecular function: DNA binding; DNA-binding transcription factor activity. The transcript has a single exon. The record is from RefSeq and is a predicted model, not a curated record. Lineage: Eukaryota; Viridiplantae; Streptophyta; Magnoliopsida; Lamiales; Oleaceae. Gene Ontology annotation, biological process: regulation of DNA-templated transcription. Bases 505 to 1488 code for a protein of 327 amino acids.